Molecule: messenger RNA, 915 nt
Organism: Ophidiomyces ophidiicola
Lineage: Eukaryota; Fungi; Ascomycota; Eurotiomycetes; Onygenales; Onygenaceae
Exons: 1
Coding region: 1-915 (304 amino acids)
Biological process (GO): mitochondrial electron transport, NADH to ubiquinone; mitochondrial respiratory chain complex I assembly
Cellular component (GO): mitochondrion
Source: RefSeq, a predicted model, not a curated record
AUGCUUGCCUGGGCUGACAUUAAUGAAUAUGUAGCUUGGGGUUUUGAGACUCUCGAAAUUCCAACGAAACCGUACUACCUCCUUGAUUUUGAACAUGAGGAAGGUGUAAAGGAUUGCAAAACAAUGGCCGAUCGUGCAGUGGGUGGCUAUAGCACCGCAAACCUAGACUUCAUCCCUCCUGACCCUACCACUAACGCACCCGCCCACGCCCGUUUUCAUGGCUCUAUAUCGACUAAAUUACCUACGAAUUGGAGGAUACAGCGGACUGGAUAUGCUGCAUUUCGAAAUCACGAUCGUCGGUGGAUAUUCGGUGGCCUACAUUGGGAUAUGGAUCCGUUCGCAUAUCUAGCUCUAAGAGUGAAAUCCGACGGUAGGCGAUAUACUGUUAAUAUACAAACGGACAGUAUCGUGGAAACAGAUAUCCAUCAACACCGACUGUGGACGCAUCAUCAUAGGGUACUAUCUCAAUCACGAUCGCCCGACACGCCCUUGUCGGACUCCCCAGCAGCACUUGCCGAUCUUCCGACUUUGGACGCGAUAUCUCCGCAUGCAGCGACUCCCGGACCAAGCUCGACUGGCUGGGAAACCAUAUUGAUAAAAUGGGGCGAUUUUGUUCGGACAAAUCACGGAAAGGUCGUCGAGCCGCAAACUGGCAUGAUAAGGCAGAGAGUCAAGUCCAUCGGCAUUGGGCUGACUGAUCGUGUGGAGGGCCCGUAUGAUUUGAGAAUCCACCGCAUAUGGGCAACCAACUGGCUGUCCAAGGAAGAGAUGAAAGAGGAGCGCUACAUUUGUGGUGAGAGAGCGUUAGAUAUGCCGACAGUGGAAGCUGGCAAGGAUGAACCUUCGCUGGUGGAUUCCGAAGCGAAAGGCUUGGGUAGAUUCAAACAGCUUAAGGGAUUAAAAAAGGAAUAUUAA